AUGCACCUCUGUAGAAGGUAUGAGGCGGUAAUGCACCUUUGCGCUUGUCCAAGAAGAAGAAGCAACCCGGCCGGGAGAAAAAUGGCGGAUAACAAGGAUCCUCUGAGACAGCUAAAAGAUCUGACUCAGCUCAAAAAUCAGUUGGAGGCGAUUCAGAGGCGAGUGGAGAACGAGGUGUCCUCAGGAAUUCCCCAGGGAAGCUCGGUGCUGGGAUCCCCCUUCCUGAAGGGCUUCUUGGCCGGCUAUGUGGUGGCCAAGCUGCGCUCCUCUGCCUUCCUGGGAGUGCUGCUGGGGACCGUCACCGGCAUUUACGCAGCACAGAACUACCAGGUGCCCAACGUCGAAAGGACCGUUAAAGAUUAUAUGAGCACUCUGAGAAAGGGACCAAAGUGAUUUUGGGCGGAGAUGGACCAAACUGAAGA
Messenger RNA from Fundulus heteroclitus (mummichog), 422 nucleotides. Its product is annotated as SLC35A4 upstream open reading frame protein-like. Lineage: Eukaryota; Metazoa; Chordata; Actinopteri; Cyprinodontiformes; Fundulidae. Bases 1 to 393 code for a protein of 130 amino acids. The transcript is spliced from 3 exons. The record is from RefSeq and is a predicted model, not a curated record.